Perognathus longimembris pacificus (Pacific pocket mouse) is the source of this 14969-nucleotide messenger RNA. RefSeq names its product SCO-spondin-like. Gene Ontology annotation, cellular component: extracellular matrix. Lineage: Eukaryota; Metazoa; Chordata; Mammalia; Rodentia; Heteromyidae. The record is from RefSeq and is a predicted model, not a curated record. Gene Ontology annotation, molecular function: protein binding.
AUGGCGCCCGCAGCCUGCAGCUCGGGACGGGGCUUCCUGGUGACAGGGCACAGGGGUCCCAGCUGUGGGUUCCUGUCCCCGGGCAGGCGGUGGUGUGAACGGACGGAGACCAUCCACGUGCAAGAGGAAGUGGCCCCUGGGCAGGAGGACGUGGUGCCCUGUACCAGCCUCUACCACUACAGCCGCCUGGGCUGGAGGCUGGACCUGCCCGGGAGUGGCCGGCGGGGGCUCACGGGGUCCCCGGGCCCCGGGCUCUGCGCCAUCUACAAGCCCCCCGAAACCCGGCCCGCCACAUGGAACCGGACGGUGAGGGUCUGCUGCCCGGGCUGGGGAGGCGCCCACUGCACCGACGCCCUGCCGGAAGCCAGGAACGACAGCCAGUGCUUCGCCACGCGGCAGUGCCGGGCCGCGGCAGGCCGGGCGCGCGCGCCCGCGGGGAGCCUGGAGGAGUGCUGCGCCCACGCGUGGGGGGGCAGCUGGUGGGACGGGGGUUCCGGGGCCUGCCUCCGCUGCUCCAGCCCGCACCUCCCAGGCAACGCUUCCUCCUCCGCGGCCCCGCCGGCCGUGGACCGGCUCUGGAGCCAGGGCCCGCGCCCCUCCGCCACCUGCGCCACCUGGUCCGGCUUCCACUACCGCACCUUCGACGGGCGUCACUACCACUUCCUGGGCAGCUGCACCUACCUGCUGGCGGGAGCCGUGGAUUCCUCCUGGGCGGUCUACCUCAGGCCGGGGCGCCAGUGCCCCCCGCCCGGGGCCUGUCAGCUGGUGCGGGUGAUGUUGGGUUCCGACGAGGUGCUGGUCCAGGCUGGAAAUGUCUCUGUGAACGGGCAGCUGGUACCCAGUGGGGAGCCCCGGCUGCUCCACGGGCUCAGCCUGCAGUGGCAGGGAGACUGGCUGGUGCUGUCCGGGGGUCUGGGGGUGGUGGUGCGUCUGGACAGGACCACGUCCAUCUCCAUCUCUGUGGACGAUGAACUCUCGGGACAGACGCAGGGCCUCUGCGGGCUCUACAAUGGCCGGCCUGAGGAUGACUUUUGGGAACCUGGUGGGGGCCUGGCCAUGCUAGCUGCCACCUUUGGGAAUUCCUGGAGGCUUCCCGACUCUGAGCCCGAGUGUGCGGACGCAGUGGAGGUGGCCCCGGGAUGCCAGGGCCCACGGGGGGGCACGGCGGCGGGCACGGACGCUGCCCGGCUGCAGGCUGAAGCCCGGGAGGUGUGCCACCGACUGCUGGAGGAGCCCUUCCGGCAGUGCCACGCGCAGCUCCCCCCGGCGGGGUACCACGACGCCUGCGUCUUCGCCUACUGCGCGGGCGCUGAGCGGGAGAGGCGGCGCUCGGCGGUGUGCGACACCUUCGCCAGCUACGCCCAGGCCUGCGCGGUGGACGCGCCCUGGAGGACGCCCGGCUUCUGCGAGCGCCCGUGCCCCGGAGGCCAGCGGUACUCGGACUGCGCCCCUCCCUGCCCCCCCAGCUGCGCCGCGGGGGGCCCGGGCGAGGAGGGCCUGUGCGGGGCGGCGUGCGUGAGCGGCUGCGUGUGCCCCGCCGGCCUCUUCUGGGAUGGCGCCCUCUGCGUGCCCGCCGCCCGCUGCCCCUGCUACCACCGGCGCCGGCGCUACGACCCCGGAGCCGUCGUGCGCCAGCGGUGCAACCCCUGCGUCUGCCGGGAUGGCCGCUGGCACUGCGCCCGGGCCCCGUGCCCCGCUGAGUGCGCCGUCGGGGCCGACGGCCAUUACCUCACCUUCGACGGACGGGGCUUCUCCUUCCGCGGCGGCCCGGGCUGCCGCUACAGCCUCGUCCAGGACGCUGUGAAGGGCCAGCUGCUGGUCGUGCUGGAGCACGGGGCCUGCGACUCCGGGAGCUGCCUGCACGCGCUGUCCGUCUUCCUGGGCGACACGCACGUCCAGCUCAGGGACUCGGGCGCCGUGCUGGUGGACGGGCAGGAUGUCGACGUGCCCUGGUCCGGUGCCGGGGGUCUCCGCGCCUCCCACGCCUCCUCCGCCUUCCUGCUGCUGCGCUGGCCCGGAGCUCAGGUUCUCUGGGGCGUGGCCAGCCCUGCCGCCUACAUCACCCUGGACCCCCGCCAUGCCCACCAGGUGCUGGGGCUGUGUGGCACCUUCACCCGGAGCCAGCAGGAUGACUUCCUGACGCCGGCCGGGGACGUGGAGACCAGCAUCCCCGCCUUUGCUAGCAAGUUCCGGGUGUCCGGGGACGGACGCUGCCCCUCCGAGGACGAGGACGGCGCCCCGCUGGCCCCCUGCGGCUCCCGCCCCCAGCACCUCGCCUUCGCGGAGGCGGCCUGCGCCGUCCUGCAGGGCCCGGCCUUCCAGGAGUGCCAGGGGCUGGUGGACAGGGAGCCGUUCCGGCUGCGCUGCCUGGCGGCCGUGUGCGGCUGCGGCCCCGGCCGGGACUGCCUGUGCGCCCUGCUCUCCGCCUACGCGCGCCAGUGCGCCCGGGAGGGCGCCCCGCUGCGCUGGAGGAGCCACGCCCUGUGCCCCGUCGUGUGUCCCGGUGGCCAGGAGUACCAGGAGUGCGGCCCCCCCUGCGGGCACCGCUGCGGGGAGCCGGACGACUGCGAGGAGCUGGGCGGCUGCGUGGCGGGCUGCCGCUGCCCCCCGGGGCUCCUGUGGGACCCCGAGGGCCAGUGCGUGCCCCCCAGCGUAUGCUCCUGCCAGCUCGGGGCCCAGCGCUACGCCGGCAGUGUCGCCGCGAAGGACUGCAACCGCUGCAUCUGCCGGGAGCGAGGCCUCUGGAACUGCACGGAUCGCCGCUGCCCCCCACGGCAGACCGUCUCCUGCCCCGGGGAGCUCAUCCACGUGCCCGGCGCCUGCCUCCUCACCUGUGACGGCCCCGGGCCCGACCCCGCCACCUGCGCGGCCGGCUGCGUGUGUCCCCCGGGCACCGUGUUCCUGGUCGAGCGCUGCGUGCCCCCCGACCUCUGCCCCUGCCGUCACGGUGGCCGCUGGUACCCGCCCAACGCCACCCUCCAGGAGGACUGCAACACUUGCGUGUGCCGGGGCCGGCGGUGGCACUGCACCGGCCGCCGCUGCAGCGGGCAGUGCCAGGCGUCGGGCGCCCCCCACUACGUGACGUUUGACGGGCUGGCCCUCACCUUCCCCGGGGCCUGCGAGUACCUGCUGGCGCGAGAGGCCGGCGGCCGCUUCAGCGUCUCCGCCCAGAACCUGCCCUGCGGGGCCGGCGGCCUCACCUGCACCAAGGCGCUGGCCGUCCGUCUGGAGCACACGGCCGUGCGUCUGCUCAGAGGCAGGGCGGUGAUGGUGAAUGGGGUGAACGUACGGCUCCCCAAAGUCUACACGGGCCCCGGGCUGAGCUUGCGCCGCGCCGGCCUCUUCCUGCUGCUGACCACGCGUCUGGGCCUCACGGUGCUCUGGGACGGAGGCACCCGGGUGCUGAUACGCCUGUCCCCCGACUUCCGUGGCCGCGUGGCCGGGCUGUGUGGAGACUUCGACGGCGACGCCGGCAACGACCUGCGGAGCCGCCAGGGCGUCCUGGAGCCCACGGCGGAGCUGGCCGCCCACUCCUGGCGCCUCAACCCCCUGUGCCCCGAGCCGGGGGACCCCCCGCACCCCUGCGUGGUGAACGGCCAGCGGGCGCCCUGGGCCCGGGCCCGCUGCGGGGUGCUGCUGCACCCCCUCUUCGCCCCGUGUCACGCGGAGGUGCCCCCGCAGCAGUACUACGAGUGGUGUGUGUACGACGCCUGCGGCUGCGACGGCGGCGGCGACUGCGAGUGCCUGUGCUCGGCCAUCGCCGCCUACGCGGACGCCUGCUCCCGCCGCGGGCACCGCGUGCGCUGGCGCGGCCAGGAGCUCUGCCCCCUGCAGUGUGAAGGGGGGCAGGUGUACGAGGCCUGCGGCCCCCCCUGCCCCCCGACCUGCGGCGACCCCCGCCCGGAGCCCGGGUGGCCCUGCCGUCCCGCGGCCUGCGUGGAGGGCUGCUUCUGUCCCGAGGGGACCCUGCUGCACGGGGGCGUCUGCGUGGAGCCCGCCGCCUGCCCCUGCGAGAGGGGGGGCCGCUUCUUCCCGCCGGGCACCGUGCUGCGCGGGGCCUGCGGGCGCUGCACGUGUCGGGAGAGCCGGUGGCGCUGCGAGGAGGAGGAGGAGGAGGAGGAGGACGGGGAGGAGGACGGGGAGGAGGACGGGGACGCCCCCUGCGGGGAGCCGGCCGGGCCCGGCUGCGCGGAGGAAGAGGCCCCCUGCCGGGAGAGCGGGCGCUGCGUACCCCGACAGUGGCUCUGCGACAACCAGGACGACUGCGGCGACGGCUCGGACGAGGAGGGUGAGCGCCGUUCCCGGGGGGCCCUCCGUGGUGGCGGGGGGCGGGGGGGCGGGCUCGGGGAGGGGAGGGAGGGGGGGUCCCCGGUUCUCCAGGGCUCCCGGGAGCCCCGUGCAGCCGCCCGUCCCCCUCCAGGCUGCGCCGCGCCGGGCUGCGGGGAGGGACGGGUGUCGUGCUCCGACGGCCGCUGCCUGCCCCUCCCGCUGCUGUGCGACGGCCACCCGGACUGCCCCGACGCCGCGGACGAGGAGUCCUGCCGGGGGCCGGUGGACUGCGGCCCCGGGCGGGCGUCCUGCGUGGACGGCCGCUGCGUGGGGGCCCCCCAGUUGUGCGACGGAGUUUGGGACUGCCCGGAUGGAGCGGAUGAGGGGCCUGGGCACUGCCGCCCGCCCUCCCUGCCCGCGCCUCCCGCGGACACCGUGCCCGGGCCCCCCGCCGGGUCUCUGGAGGGCACACCCGGUCCCUCGGGCAGCGCCGGCUCGGCGCCCCCCUGCGGCCCCUCGGAGUUCCGGUGCGGCAGCGGCGAGUGCGCCCCGCGGGGCUGGCGGUGCGACGGGGAGGACGACUGCGAGGACGGCAGCGACGAGCGGGGCUGCGGCGGGCCCUGCGCCCCGCCCCUCGUGCCCUGCGCCCCGCCCCUCGUGCCCUGCGCCCCGCCCCUCGUGCCCUGCGCCCCGCCCCUCGUGCCCUGCGCCCGCGGCCCCCGCUGCAUGGCCCCGGCCCAGCUGCGCGACGGCCUGGCGCAGUGCCCCGACGGCUGGGACGAGGACCCGGAGGCCUGCGCGGGGCUUCCCGCCCCCCGAGGCCCCGACGAGACGGGGACACCGUGUCCGGAGUACGCGUGCCCGGACGGCACCUGCAUCGGCUUCCAGCUGGUGUGCGACGGGCACCCCGACUGUGCGCGGGCCGGAGAGGCCGGGCCCUCCCCGGAGGAGCGGGGCUGCGGGGCCUGGGGCUCCUGGAGCCCCUGGGGUCCCUGUAGCCGCACCUGCGGGCCGGGGGCCCAGGCCCGGAGCCGCCCGUGCGCCCCGUCCCGCGUCUCGGCUCUGCAGCGCUGCCGGGGCCCCGCGCGCCAGGCUCGGGCCUGCUUCACCGAGGCCUGCCCGGUGGACGGCGAGUGGAGCCCCUGGUCUCCCUGGUCUCCGUGCUCGGCGGCGCGGUGUGGGGGCACCGUGACGCGGCACCGCCGGUGCCGGCCCCCCCAGAACGGGGGCCGCGCCUGCCACCUGCUGCCCGGGGGCGACCGCAGCUCCCGCCAGACCAAGCCCUGCACCCCCGAGGGCUGUCCUAACGCCACCUGCUCUGGGGAGCUGGUGCUCCGGCCCUGUGCCCCUUGCCCUUUGACCUGCGACGACGUCUCUGGCCAGGCCCCGUGCCCCCCGGACGGGCCCUGCAGCAGCCCAGGCUGCUGGUGCCCGGAAGGGCGCGUGCUGGGCGGUGACGGGCGCUGCGUGCGCCCCCACGAGUGCCCCUGCCUGGUGGAGGGGGCCCGCUACUGGCCCGGCCAGCCGAUCGCGUUGGACUGCCGGCUCUGCGUCUGCCAGAACGGGCAGCCACGACGCUGCCGGCCCAGCCCUGACUGUGCAGUGGACUGCGGCUGGUCCUCCUGGUCUCCCUGGGCCGAGUGCCUGGGCCCCUGCGGCAGCCAGAGCGUCCGCUGGUCCUUCCGGAGCCCCACCAACCCGCGCCCCUCCGCCCGAGGCCGGCAGUGCCGGGGCAUCCAGCGCAAAGCCCGCAGGUGCCAGACGGAGCCGUGCCCGGGCUGCGCGCGGCGGGGCCUGGCGUACCGCGCGGGGGAGCGCUGGCCCGAGGGCCCCUGCCACGCCUGCCAGUGUCUGCACGACGGCACCGCCAGCUGCUCCCCCUACUGCCCCCUGAGCAGCUGCCCCCAGGGCUGGAGCCUGGUGGAGGGGACGGGAGAAUCGUGUUGCUACUGUGCCCCGUCUGUGACCCCUCCGGCCCUGGCUGCCGCCCCCGGCUCGCAGAUCCAAGCCCCUCUGGCUACCUACGCACUGCCUCCGCCGGGAGCCCAGGUCCGUGCCCUGUUCCAGCCCCGCCCGGUCUCGUCUCUAUCCAGAUCCCUGCUAUUCGCCCCUGGGCCUGGCCUGGCUGCCCCCCUCGGCCGCCCCCCCGGGCGCCCCCACGGAGGGGCCCCCCUCGGCCACCCCACGGGCACCCCCAUGAAGGGGCCCCCCCCGCCGCGCUACCUGCAGCUGGACCUCCGGAGGCCCCGGAACCUGACGGGCCUCACGGUGCAGGGGGCGGGCUCCCCCCACCCCCACCCCGCCGGCCUCGCGCUCCAGUUCAGCAGCGAUGGGCGACACUGGCACAACUACCGCGACCUCCUGCCCGGCCUCGCGCCCUCACCCACGGCUCUCCCGGGGCGCCGGGGGGACGGGGCGUCCGGGGCGUCCGGGGCGUCCGGGGCGUGGCUGUUUGGCCGGAUGGUGCAGGUGCGGUUCGUCCGGGCGUGGCCACGGGCCGCCCAGCCCGGGGACACCCAGCGCGGCCCCCUCCCGCGGGUGGAGCUCCUGGGCUGCGAGCCAGCGCCUCCGUGUCCGGACGCCGGGCCCCUGUGCGCCAGCGGCGGGUGUGGCGGGACGGGCAGCCGGUGCGACGGCGUGGUGGGCUGCCCGGACGGCUCCGACACGCGGGGCUGUGGGCCACGGCCAACGGCCAGCGCCGGCAGAGUUCCUUCCACAGCCAUGACCACAGCCCUCUCCUCCAUCCCUCCUGGACAGCUUUUUCCUCAACCCAAGGAGCCAACAGCCCCGACCCCCACGUACCCUCCCGGGGCCGAGAACCUGCCACCCGGCAUGGCAGCCUCGCUGUCCCCGCACCCAGGAGGAACCGCUGCUGGUAAGCCCGUGCUCUGUCUGGGCGCGAAGGAGGGCGGCCUCGACGGCUCCGACGGGCGGCACUGCGGGCGUGCGGAGCCCUUCACGGUGCCCACCACAGCGUUGCCCGGGCUGUCGUCCUCGAGAGCCCUCUGCUCACCCAGCCAGCUGAGCUGCGGCAGCGGGGAGUGCCUGCCGCCGCGCGGCGCUGCGACCUGCGUCAGGACUGCCAGGAACGGCUCGGACGAGGCGGGCUGCGUGGACUGCGUGCUGGCGCCCUGGUCUGGCUGGAGCGGCUGCAGCCGCAGCUGCGCUGGCCUCGCCGUCGGACGUCGGGAGCUGCUGCGGCCUCCGCUGCCCGGGGGCGGCUGCCCGGGGGAGCGGCUCCGCAGCCCCUGCUUCCUGCAGGCCUGCCCAGUGGCGGGGGCGUGGGCCGACUGGGGGGCCUGGGGCCCCUGCAGCGUCUCCUGCGGGGGUGGCCACCAGCGUCGUCGGAGAAGCUGCGUGGACCCCCCGCCCAAGAACGGCGGACCCUGCCCCGGGGCCUCCCAAGAGAGGGCGCCCUGCGGCUUGCAGGCCCUGCCCGACUGCGGGCCGGGCCGCGUGCGCGUGACGGCCGAGCUGUGCCGCAAGGGGCUGGUGCCCCCCUGCCCGCCCUCCUGCCUGGACCCCGAGGACAGGACCUGCGGGGGACAUUGUGUGGAAGGCUGCCGCUCCCCGGGGCUCCUCCUGCAGGACGGGGGCUGCCUGCCCCCCUCCGCCUGCCCCUGCCUGGCGGGGGAGGAGCUGCGCCCCCCGGGCUCCGCCUUCCUCCUGGACAACUGCAGCCAGUGCACGUGUGAGAAGGGGGUGCUGCUCUGCCGGCCGGGGGGCUGCCCCCGGGCCUGCGGCUGGUCGGCCUGGUCUCCCUGGACCCCCUGCGAUCGCUCCUGUGGCGCGGGAGUGAAGACCAGGUUCAGGUCUCCCUCCAACCCUCCCGCGGCCUUUGGGGGGGCCCCCUGUGAGGGCGACCGGCAGGAACAACAGGCCUGCUACGCAGAGUGCGACGCAGAGGUGCUGGGCUGGACGCCCUGGACGUCUUGGUCUUCCUGCUCCCAGAGCUGCCUGGUCCCGGGGAGCCCAGGCCGGCGGCAGCGUCUCCGGCUCUGCCCUGGCUCCGUGGACACCGCCUGCCCGGAAGCCACCCAGGAGGAGCCCUGCAGCCCCCCUCCGUGCCCAGCGCCCGGCGGCUGGGGGCAGUGGGCUUCCUGGUCCGCCUGCUCCGCUCCCUGCAACGGAGGCGUCCAGACGCGGGGUCGCCGCUGCUCCGGCUCUGCCUCUGGGAAUUCCACGUGUCCGGGACCCCACAGCCAGACUCGAGACUGCCAUUCGCAGCCUUGCGCAGCCCAGUGCCCUGGAGACAUGGUGUUCCGUUCCGCAGAGCAGUGUCACCAGGAGGGGGGGCCGUGCCCUGGGCUGUGCCUGGCCCAGGACCCCGGGGUGGCAUGCACCGGCUCCUGCACCCCCGGCUGCGGCUGCCCGCCUGGCCUCUUCCUGCACAAUGCUAGCUGCCUGCCCCGUAGCCAGUGCCCCUGCCAGCUGCGCGGGCAGCUGUACGCGCCGGGAGCCGUGGCCCCGCUGGACUCCUGCAACAACUGCACCUGUGUCUCGGGCAAGAUGGUGUGCACCUCGGAGCUCUGCCCAGUGGCCUGCGGCUGGAGCCCCUGGACCCCGUGGAGUCUCUGCAGCCGCAGUUGCGACGUGGGCGUCCGGCGGCGUUUCCGAGCAGGCACCGCGCCCCCGGCUGCCUUUGGGGGUGCCGAGUGCCAGGGCCCUGACAUGGAGGCGGAGUUCUGCAGCCUGCAGCCGUGUCGAGGACCUGGAGGGGAGUGGGGUCCCUGGGCCCCGUGCUCCGUGCCUUGUGGAGGGGGCUACAGGAACCGCACGCGAGGUGGCGGCCCGCCCGGCCCCGUGGAGUUCUCCACGUGCAGCCCGCAGCCCUGUGCAGGGCCGGUGGCUGGCGUGUGUCCCAGAGGACAGCGGUGGCUGGACUGCGCCCGGGGCCCGGCCUCCUGUGCAGAGCUCAGCUCCCUCGGCGACAACCACCGGUCCUGCCACCCUGGCUGCUACUGCCCGUCGGGGGAGCUUCUGCUCAACAACGUGUGUGUGCCGGCCCAGGACUGCCCCUGUGCCCACGGGGGGCGCCUCCACCCCCCCGGCAGUGCCGUACGCCGUCCCUGUGAGACCUGCUCCUGCGUCUCUGGGCUCAUUGUCAACUGCAGCUCGUGGCCUUGUGCGGAGGGUCAGCCCGCGUGGUCACCCUGGACGCCAUGGAGCGUGUGCUCCGCUUCCUGCGGCCCCGCCCUCCGCCUCCGCCGCCGAUUUUGUGCCGAGACCCCCAGCGUGGCCCCCUCCGGCCCGGCGCUCCCGUCCCCGUCGGCCGUGCGCACCGAGGCCUGCCCAGGCCCAGAGGCCGAGGAGGAGCCUUGCCUCCUGCCAGGGUGCGACCGAGCAGGGGGCUGGGGCCUCUGGGGGCCCUGGUCCGGCUGCAGCCGGAGCUGCGGCGGCGGCCUGCGGAGCCGGAGCCGGGCUUGUGACCAGCCGCCGCCCCGGGGCCGAGGGGACUUCUGCGAGGGGCCCCAGGCCCAGGGGGAGGCCUGCCGGACGCCACCGUGCCCAGGGACCGACUGCUCGGCCAUCGAGGGAGCCGAGUUCAGCGCCUGCGGGCCGCCCUGCCCCCGGGCCUGCGAGGACCUCGUGCACUGCGUGUGGCGCUGCCAGCCGGGUUGCUACUGCCCCCCGGGCCUGGUGCUGAGCGCCGACGGGGCCCUGUGCGUGCGGCCGGCCCUCUGCGACUGCCUGGACCUGCUGACCGGCCGGCGGCACCGUCCCGGAGCCCAGCUGGCGAAGCCAGACGGCUGCAACCACUGCACCUGCUCGGAGGGGAAGCUGAACUGCACAGACCUGCCCUGCCCAGUGCCCGGAGGCUGGUGCCCCUGGUCGGCGUGGACCUCGUGCUCCCGGCCCUGCGUGGGCCAGACGCGGUCCCGCGCCAGGGCUUGCGGGUGCCCCGCCCCCCGGCACGGGGGCGCCCCGUGCCCCGGAGAGACGGCGGCCCAGCGUCAGAAGGAGGCCUGCCCCAGCCCUGACGCAUGCCCAGUGGACGGAGCCUGGAGCCCCUGGGGACCCUGGUCUCCCUGUGAUGGGUGCUUGGGGCAGUCCCGGAGGAGCAGGACAUGCAGUCGGCCUCCCCCGGCCGAAGGGGGCAGGCCGUGCCCCGGGGGCCACGCGCAGAGCCGCCCGUGUCUGGAGAAUGCCACCCACUGUACAGGCUGCGGGGGCGGCCAGGCUCUGCGGCCCUGCGCCCCGCCCUGCCCGCGCUCCUGCGGGGACCUGUCCCCCGGUGGCGGGUGCCAGCCCGGCUCCGGUCGCUGCCGGCCCAGCUGCGGGUGCCCCGCGGGUCAGCUCUCCCAGGACGGGCUCUGCGUGCCCCCGGCUCAGUGCCGCUGCCAGUUCCAGCCCGGAGCCGUGGGGAUCGCUCAGAACCGGAGCCGGUCGGCAGGGUCCCCGCUCAGCUCCUGGGAGAGCCUGGAACCUGGGGAGACGGUGACUGGGCCGUGUGACAACUGCACCUGCGUGGCAGGAACCUUGCGGUGCCACGAGGUACCCGGCUGCCCCGGGCCCGGUGCGUGGAGCUCCUGGGGUCCCUGGGCAGCCUGCAGCGUCUCCUGCGGGGGAGGGGAGCAGCCCCGCGCCCGGCGCUGCGCCAGGCCCCCCUGCCCGGGGCCGGCCCGCCAGAGCCGCCCCUGCCGCACGCGGGCCUGCCAAGGGGCGGGCUGUCCGGCUGGCCGCCUGCACCGCGCGUGCCGGCCCGGCGAGGGGUGCCCCUUCUCCUGCGCCCAUGUCACGGGGCGGCUGGCCUGCCUCCCCGACGGCUGCGAGGAGGGCUGCCGCUGCCCCGAGGGCACCUUCCAGCACCGCCAGGCCUGCGUCCAGGAGUGCCCCUGCGUGCUGACAGCGGCGCUGCUUCACCAGCUGGGGGCCGCCGGCACUGCCCUGGGCAGGUACCCGCCCUUCCUAGGAGAAGGGGACCGGCCCCUUGGGCCUGGAGAUGAGCUGGGCUCAGGCCAGACGCUUCAGAUAGGCUGCAGGAACUGCUCCUGCGCGCACGGACAGCUCUCCUGCUCCACGGACGGCUGCUCCGUGGCCGGGGGUGGCUUCGGUCCCUGGGGCCGGUGGGGCCCGUGCUCUCGCUCCUGCGGGGGGCUGGGCACCCGCCGCCGCCGCCGCCAUUGCGUGCACCCAACGCCCACCCCCGGUGGCCUGGCCUGCCACGGACCCCUCCAGGACUUGGAGUACUGCCCCAGCCCAGACUGCCCUGGGGCCGAAACCUCCACAGUGGAGCCAGUGACCCAUCUUCCAGGUAGCGGCUGGGGCCCGUGGUCCCCGUGGCACCCCUGCUCUCAGAGCUGCACCGACCCCGCCCGCCCCGCCUGGCGCCGCACCCGCCUCUGCCUGGCCAACUGCACCUCGGGGGGCCCCUCGGAGGCGCGCCCCUGCAACCUCCCCGCCUGCGCAGGGCCGCCCGGGUGUCCCGGCCCGGGCUGCGUGCCGGGGAACUGUUCCUGGACCCCGUGGGCCGCGUGGGAGCCGUGCUCGCGGAGCUGCGGGGUGGGCCUGCAGCGGCGCCUGCGGGCGUACCGUCCCCCCGGGCCCGGAGGACGGUGGUGCCCCGACAUCCUCACGGCGUACCGGGAGCGCCGCUUCUGCAACCUGCGCGCGUGCCCAGGGCCCGGGGGCUGGUCGCGCUGGAGUCCCUGGUCCUCGUGUGACCGCAGCUGCGGAGGAGGCCGGUCUUGGAGGAGCCGACGUUGUUCGAGUCCUCCGCCCAAGAACGGGGGCGCCCCCUGCGUUGGGGGGAGACAUCAGAUCCGGCUCUGUAACUCUAUGGCCUGUGAGGAGGGCUGCCCCGCGGGUAUGGAGCCGGUCACCUGCGCCAACCGCUGUCCUCGCCGCUGCUCAGACCUGCAGGAUGGAGCCGUGUGUGUUGGCGGCCAGCCCUGCCAGCCGGGAUGCCGCUGCCCCGAAGGGUCCCUGGAGCAAGACGGGAGCUGUGUGCCCGUUGGGCACUGCGAAUGCACUGAUGUCCAGGGCCAGAGCUGGGCCCCCGGGAGCCAGCACCAGGAUGGCUGCAACAACUGCUCCUGCCAGGCCGGACGGCUGUCCUGCACCGCGCGGCCCUGCCCGCCCCCUGCCUACUGCGCCUGGAGCCGCUGGUCCGCCUGGAGCCCCUGCAGCCAUUCCUGCGGGCCUGGCGGGCAGCAGAGCCGCUUCAGGUCCUCCACGUCAGGUUCGUGGGCCCCCGAGUGUCAGGACGAGCAGUCACAGAGCCAGCCCUGUCCCCAGCCCCCGUGUCCACCCUUGUGCCUGCACGACGCCCGGCCCCGCGUCCUGGGGGACCGCUGGCCGCAAGGAGAGUGUCAGCAGUGCUCCUGCACCCCCGAGGGCGUCAUCUGUGAAGACACCCAGUGUGCAGGGGCCUGGACCCCGUGGUCCCCGUGGUCCGACUGCCCCGUCUCCUGCGGAGGCGGAAGCCGAGUCCGCACGCGGGCCUGCGGGGAGCCGCCCUGCCGGGGCCCCGACGCCCAGACGCAGCGCUGCGGGCGGCAGCCGUGCCCGCAGCCGCAGGAGGCCUGCGCCUGGGGCCCCUGGGGCCCCUGCUCCCGCACCUGUGGCCCAGGCCUGGCCUCCCGCUCUGGGCGGUGCUCCUGCCCGCCGACGGAGGCCCACCCCGGCUGCAACGGCACCUUCCGGCGCCUGGACACCCGGGCCUGCUACCCGGGGCCCUGCCUGGAGCACUGCGUGUGGAGCGGCUGGAGCAGCUGGACCCGCUGCUCGUGCCAGGUGUCGGUGCAGCAGCGCUACCGGCACCAGCGAGCCGCGCCCGGCCCGGCCGGCCAGGGCGCCCCGUGCACGCGGCUGGACGGCCACUUCCGGCCCUGCGCCCUCGGCAACUGCUCGGAUGGCUGCGCACCUCCCUUUGAGUUCCAGGCCUGCGGCUCCCCCUGCGCCCGGCUCUGUGCCACGCACCUGAACGGCCAGCUGUGCCAGGACCUGCCACCCUGCCAGCCGGGCUGCUACUGCCCCAAGGGGCUGCUGGAGCAGGAUGGGGGCUGCAUUCUUCCGGAGCAGUGUAACUGUUCGCACCCCUCCGGAGCGGGGAAUGGGGUGACCCUGGCCCCCGGGGACCGCCUGCAGCUGGGCUGUAAGGAAUGCGAAUGCCGGCGCGGCGAGCUGCACUGUACCAGCCGGGGCUGUGAAGGUCUCCUGCCUCUGAGCGGCUGGUCCGAGUGGUCCCCCUGUGGGCCUUGUCUGCCCGGAAGCGCCCUGGCCUCGGUCUCCAGGACCACGCCGGGGGGUCCCUGGCCUCCGAACACAGCAGACUCCUCUGCGACCUCGACCCCCCCGCGGGCUUCGGAGCAGCGCCGACAUCGCCUCUGUCUGGACCCUGAGACGGGGAUGCCCUGGGCGGGGGACCCAAACCUGUGCACCGCGCCCCUCAGCCAGCGGCGCCUCUGCGCCGACCCUGAAGCCUGCCACGACUUGUGCCAGUGGAAUCCCUGGGGGCCCUGGAGCUCCUGCCAGGCGCCCUGCGGUGGCGGAUUCCGGCUGCGCUGGAGACAGGCAGGGGCCCCCCGUGGGGGAGGCUGCCAGGGGCCGUGGGGUCAGACCGAGAGCUGCAACACGGGGUCCUGCCCAGGGGAGACGUGUGAGACUCGGGGUACCGUGUCCACCCUCGACUGUGCCAACAAGUGCCCUCGCAGCUGCAUCGACCUCUGGGACCGGGUGCAGUGUCUGCAGGGAUCGUGCAGCCCAGGCUGCCGGUGCCCCCCCGGGCAGCUGGUACAGGAUGGGCGCUGCGUGCCCGUCUCCUCUUGCCGCUGCGGCCUCCCCGGCACCAACGCGUCCUGGGAGCUGGCUCCCGCCCAGGUGGUCCGGCUGGACUGCAGCAACUGCACCUGCGUCAACGGGUCCUUGGCGUGCCCGCCCCGGGGGUGUCCCGAGCUGGGGCCUUGGUCGGCCUGGAGCCCCUGCUCCGCGCCCUGCGGCGGGGGCACCGCGGAGCGCCGUCGGAGCUGCCGGGCCCGUCCCGCGGGGGCGCCGUGCCCGGCCCAGGUCACGGAGCAGCGCCGCGAGUGUAACCCGCAGCCCUGCCCCGCGUGUCCCCCGGGCCAGGCGCCCAGUGCCUGCGCCGCCGCGUGCCCGAGCCGCUGCGCACACCUGCAGCCAGGCACCGCCUGCGCCCGGGAGCCCUGCCGGCCCGGCUGCCGCUGCCCCGGGGGGCAGCUGCUGCUGCGCGGCGUCUGCGUGCCCCCCGAAGCCUGCCCCUGCACCCAGCUCUCCCUGCCCUGGGGCCUCGAGCUCCCCCCCGACGAGCAGGCCCGGGAGCGGCCGGCGGGCACGGUGCUCACCCGGAACUGCACGCGCUGCGUCUGCCGAGGUGGGGCCUUCGGCUGCUCCCCCACCGACUGUCGGGAGGAGCCGCCCGCCCCCUGCCAGCGCCUCACCGAGCUCCGCAACCUCACCAAGGGCCCCUGCCGCCUGGACCAGGUGGAAGUGAGCCACUGCCGUGGGCACUGCCCAUCCAGCACCGACGUGAUGCCCGAGGAGCCGUACCUACAGAGCCAGUGCGACUGCUGUAGCUACCGCCUGGACCCGGACAGCCCAGUGAGGAUCCUGAGCCUGCGCUGUCCCGGCGGCCGCACGGAGCCGGUGGUGCUGCCGGCCAUCCACAGCUGCGAGUGCAGCGCCUGCCAGGGAGGUGACUUCUCGAAGCACUGACGGGCUGUGCGCGUUGCACCCACCGC